Molecule: messenger RNA, 2714 nt
Organism: Fomitiporia mediterranea MF3/22
Lineage: Eukaryota; Fungi; Basidiomycota; Agaricomycetes; Hymenochaetales; Hymenochaetaceae
Product: acetate--CoA ligase
Exons: 2
Coding region: 918-2465 (515 amino acids)
Cellular component (GO): cytosol
Molecular function (GO): acetyl-CoA synthetase activity; AMP binding
Source: RefSeq, a predicted model, not a curated record
CGCAACGACUGAGAGAAAAAUGGCUGAAGACCACGAACUCGCGCCUAUCUACCCUAUUGCCCCGCGCAUGACCAGCGGUCCCAAGAAGCCUCAUGUUGGUCCGUCAAGAAAAGAGUAUCAGCAGGCACAUGCCUUGACUAUUGGCGACAAGUCGGAUGAGUGGUGGUCGAAGGUGAGCAAUAUUUCUUCCUGAACGUUAUAACAGAGUGCGCCGAUCGCGUCUGGUGUGCGGAGUGAGUUGAGGCCUGUCCGGAAGGGGACCUGCAUAGACACCUUGAUGAUGGAAGUAUCCAACUUGGCUUCGCGCUUAUCCCCCAGAAAUGCGAUCAAUCGCUUAUUCGUACUUCGCAUCGCAUUCGUCCCAGCGCUCAGAGUAAUAAUGAUGUACCUAUGGACGGUACUUGUAUCACGCACGUGGUGGACCUAAUAGAGUUGGCGGUCUUAUGCAUUCCUUGGCGUCAUUCAUCAUCACUUGUACUCUUCGUGUAGAUCGGCGUGCUUAUUCUGUUCAUGAGCUUCCGAGGUCUGCGGAGGCUCAUCCGGCGAAGCACAUGCGUCUAUUAACUUGGUCUUCCUCGCCUCCUGUUAUCAGAAGCUGAUUCAAAUGUCCCAUGACUAUCUAGGUUGCAAGAGAAACUCUGUACUGGGACCGACCAUUCAAGACUGUCCGUUCGGGAAGCUUCGUCAACGGCGACAUCGUUUGGUUCCCCGAAGGUGGACUCAACGCUUGCUAUAACUGUGUCGACCGUUGGGCAUUCAAACAUCCCGAAAAGACUGCUAUUAUUUAUGAAGCAGAUGAACCGGGAGAAGGCUACACCGUUUCAUACGGAGAACUCUUCCGUGAAGUUUGUCGCAUUGCAAACGUCCUAAGGCAAUUUGGAGUGAAGAAGGGAGACACCGUAUCCAUUUAUCUUCCCAUGACCUGGCAUGCCACAGCCGCAUUCCUUGCAUGCGCCCGUAUUGGUGCCAUUCACUCCGUCGUCUUCGCAGGUUUCUCUGCCGAGUCUUUGCGUGAUCGCGUCCGUGACUGUUCCUCGCGAGUGCUCAUUACAACGGAUGAGGGCCGCCGUGGUGGCAAGACGAUUGCAACGAAGGCUAUCGUCGAUGCCGCAUUGAAGGAUUGUCCGUCUGUUGAACAUGUUCUUGUUCUCAAGCGCACCGGCAAACAAGUACCCUGGACAGAAGGACGUGACAAAUGGUGGCAUGAAGAAGCUGCAAAGGUCCAGGCAUAUUGCCCGCCUGAAAUUAUGGCUGCUGAGGACCCCCUAUUCAUUCUUUAUACCUCCGGAUCAACGGGUAAGCCGAAGGGAGUUGUUCACACGACAGGUGGCUACCUGCUCUGUGCGGCACUUACUGUCAAGUACGUCUUCGAUGUUCAUCCAGAUGACAAGUUUGCGUGUAUGGCCGAUGUCGGUUGGAUCACUGGGCAUACAUAUAUUGUCUACGGGCCACUCUGCAACGGUAUCACCACAACUGUUUUUGAGUCGACGCCAGUGUAUCCGACACCCUCGCGCUAUUGGCAACACGUCCAAGAGCACAAAAUCACGCAGUUCUAUAGUGCACCGACUGCUAUCCGCCUUCUCCGCCGUCUAGGUCAUCAUCAUGUUCAGGGACAUGAUCUGUCUUCCCUACGUGUCCUCGGUUCCGUCGGAGAACCCAUCAACCCUGAGGCUUGGUACUGGUACCACGAAUACGUCGGGCGCGAACAAUGCGCGAUCGUUGAUACUUUUUGGCAGACGGAGACAGGUUCAAUCGUUAUCACGCCAUUCCCCGGUGCGAUCCAGACUAAGCCUGGUUCGGCGACUGUCCCGUUCUUCGGUAUUGAGCCAGUCAUUCUCGAUCCUUCGACUGGUGAGGUUCUCGAGGGUAACAGCGUUGAAGGCGUUCUUGUCCUCAAGAACCCCUGGCCAAGUAUUGCUCGUACGGUCUACGGGGACCACAAGCGCUACCUCGAGACGUAUAUGAAGCCUUACCCCGGUUUCUUCUACACCGGUGAUGGUGCCGCUCGUGAUAAAGACGGAUACAUCUGGAUCAAGGGACGUGUGGACGACGUUAUCAACGUCUCCGGACACCGUCUCUCCACGGCUGAGAUCGAGAGUGCACUCAUCUUGCACGCAGGUGUCGCAGAGACAGCUGUGAUUGGUACCGCUGACGAGUUGACGGGCCAAGCCGUCUACGCGUUCGUCACUCUCAAGCCGGACUUCACGCCCUCAGCGGGAGAUGAUGAGGCAGCCCUUGCGCGCGAACUCACGUUGCAAGUCCGAAAGGUUAUCGGACCGUUCGCCGCACCGAAACGCGUGUUUGUCGUUAAUGAUUUGCCGAAGACGCGUUCGGGCAAGAUUAUGCGUCGUGUGUUGCGCAAGAUCGUUGCGGGCGAGGGUGACCAGCUUGGCGAUCUCAGUACUCUUGCGGACCCCUCUGUCGUUGACCAGAUCAAAGUUAGAGUUGCUGAGGGUACCGCUUAGUUCUGUUGUUUCUUCUGAGCUUGGCGAGAUGAAGUAGACAGUUGAUGCUGCUUAAGACCGGUAUAAGACUCCGUUUAUCUUACUUUCAUACUACAUUUUUCUUCUACUUUACGUAUCGUAUCUUGUGGCGCUCCGUACUUUCGGUUGUCGUCUUCUUUUCUCUUAGUUUCUUCGCGAGGCUCAGAACAACGUUUGUAAGACUGCUGUAGAGUAAACGAAAAAGAAUAAAUCUGACAUUUUAUUAUUCUC